GAAUCUGUGAGAAGUCCGAAGUGUKUUGUCCCAAACGAUCAUUUACAGUAUCUCGUUCAAUCAACUGCACUGCACUUGUCGCUGUUCUACCAUAGACGUGCCGGUGAACGAUGCCGGAUGCAAGAAAGCCUAUCGCCAGUGCGGACGAUGCCACUUGCGACAAUAACAAUAACCGUGAUGGCGGAACUCCGAUCGACAAAAAGAAGCGAUCCCGGUUUCCCAGUCGCCACCACGAUGGAAUCGUUGGCACGGGGCACGAUUUGAUUGCCAACGAGCUCUUGUGCUGGUUGCUWCCCACGCACAUGGCAACGCAUCGUGUGAAAUUUGCGGUCGUCCUGAUCGGUUUGGUGUGUGUGUUCUGGCGCUGCUGGAGCGAUCUCGCCGCCGACGCAACGCCAMCGAAUUUCGAUCCGUCGUCGAUUCUUUUCCUGUCUUCGAUCGGGGCACUGGCUGCUUUCUGGGUGGUGUGGUAUUACAACUCCACGCUCUACGCGUCUGCGAAGCCGUGGAUGGAUCCGAGGGUUCCCGCAACGAACCGGGUGGAAAUGCACGUGCCCCUGCGCUUUUUCGAAUCCACUCUGCAGGCCCGGCGAGCUGCGUGUCUUCCGCAAAUGGYGUCCCGUCGGAGCACAACGGGACCCAUGGUUGCUACCGAACCGGAASUGCMUGUGUCCGGUACGGCGAAUCAUACCCAAAACGAAGAAGCUUCCCAUUCGGAUUCGUCGCCGGAGCUUUUGUCGUCGUCGUCGCCAUUGACUCCCAACGUUCUCUUGUUGGACGACAUGGAUUGGGAAUUUCAACUGCUGCCAACCGUCGAAGAAGCASUGGCACGCGUGGGCAGAGACACGAGAACGAGCAAGACCACCGACAAACGCCCGGGGGAUUGGUCCCCGAUUCGCGUUCCGGGAAAUUGGAUGCUGCAGGGGUUUGAUGAUGUUCCGAUCUAUACCAACCAGAAAUAUCCAUUUCCGUGCCAGCCACCCAUUGUUCCGCGUCGAAAUCCGACUGGAUGCUACAGAUUGUCCGUUCCGCUUCCCYCCGAUUGGCAGGCCGAACUGAACGAGGACGAUCAAUUUAGCAUCGUGCUCCACGGAAUCGAGUCGGCGUGUUUCGUAUACUGGAACGGCAAAGAAUUGGGUUUCUUCAAGGAUUCAAGAUUGCCUUCCGAAUACKUGAUUCCUUCUCAUCUCCUGUUGCCAGACGACAACGAAUCGGUACAUCGCAAUCCAGUCUUGCACUUGGUCGUAGUCCGGUGGUCGGACGGUAGGUGAGUCGAGUCGAGUCGAGUCGGGUUGGAACUGGAAUGCAACCGUGUUCUUGGCGCUCGUAUUGUUUUCUCGUGUGGCUGGAGUGAGUUGAAAGUCCAUUGCUUCCUAACAACGUUCUCGUUCUUGCAUCCAUCGCUACYGCACUGCGCUUCUAGCUACCUYGAAGAUCAGGAUCACUGGUGAGUACCCKCYAUUUCAUACAAUUAUGGAUUCAAAUGUACUUUGUAAUAGAAUUCACCGCAGAAAAAAAACCAUAACGCUCAGCAYGUUCUUGCGCUUCUAACUACAGGUGGAUGGCAGGGAUCCAUCGGAGUGUGGAGCUAAUACGCCGGCGUCAAGGAUCUGAUAUUAUGGAUUAUAGCGUACAAUCCUCGGCAUCUGGUGACUUGUCAGUAACGGUCAAGAUGCGAAAUGUCCAAUCGAUGCGGUUGACCGCUCGCUUGUUCUCGGAUGAACAAUUGACAGCCGAGGGGGAUUGGAAGGCCGCCCCCAACGAAAUAUGGUCUCAACAAAAGCUCACACCAAAAGGGUCGGAUGGAACUGUAACAGCAACAGCAACAGCAACAAAUGGAUCGAACGAAGAGAACCCAACCACGACAACGAUUAGUUUCGAAGGCCGCGUCGAUAACGUUCGGAGAUGGACRGCAGAAACACCAAAUUUAUACACGCUUGUUUUGGAACUGGAAAGGUUUCCCUCGCUCGGAUCCAAAAWUGGUCAAAAAUYGGAUCGCAAUUCUAGUCGAUCUCAAGGAAUAACCCAGGUAGAAUCCUGUCGCGUGGGCUUUCGCACAAUCAACAUCAAAGGUGGCAUUCUUUAUUGCAAUGGUAAACAAAUCAUGAUUUGUGGCAUCAACCGCCACGAACACGAUCCAGACCAUGGAAAGGUCGUUUCGCUGGACAGGAUGAAGCAAGACAUCACAGUGCUCAAGCAGAACAAUUUYAAUGCUAUUCGGACAAGCCACUAUCCUACCCAUUCUUCUUUCUACAAAUURUGUGAUUUCUACGGAAUGUACGUUUGCGACGAAGCCAACAUCGAAACGCACGGAUUGAAACCCAUGGGGCGACUGGCUCACGACAAGGGAUGGGAACAGGCAUUUGUGGAYCGUGUUCGGCGAAUGGUACAACGGGAUCUGAACCAUCCCUGCAUCAUCAUGUGGUCGUUGGGCAACGAAAGCGGCAGGGGUAGAAAUCUGGUUUCCGCUCGCCAAUCGUUGUUGGAUCUCGACACUAGUAGGCCCAUCUGCUACGAGAGCGGUGGAUCGUGGAGCGAGGGAAUCGGUAGAACGGAGCUGACAGACAUAGUGUGCCCUAUGUACCCAAAUGUUGACGAAGUUGUUCGUCUUGCAACCGAUCCYGAUGAGGACAGACCCAUCAUUUUAUGCGAGUACAGUCAUUCUAUGAACAAUAGCAACGGAAAUUUGCAUCUAUAUUGGCGCGCCUUUCGAAGGUUCGAACGUCUUCAAGGUGGUUUCGUUUGGGAUAUGAUUGAUCAAGGUUUGCGGAAAACUGCAAAGGACGGCAGAUCAUACUUUGGCUAUGGUGGUGACUUUGGAGUGGGGCAACCAUCUGAUCGACAAUUCUGUAUUAACGGGAUGUUUUCUCCGGACAGGGAUCCCCAUCCGAGUGUGUCAGAAAUCAAGUACCUACAACAGCCAAUAAGCAUUGAGGUUUUGGGAUCGAAGAAUACCACUAAUGYCACUUUGCCGUCUUCGCACGAAAUAAAGAUAGAAAAUAACACAGAUGCGACUCCAAUUCGCUUGAAGAUCAAUAAUCUGUACUCGUUUUCURACCURUCGCACCUCGAUUGGGAAUGGAAGCUGCACUGCAAUCACUCUACUGAACCUCUCAUGGUUGGUAGGGCAACUGACGAACACGACAUUGCAACCAUUGAUAUAAGUCCUGCAAUCAAGAACAUUCGCUCGGUCAUGAAAGAGGCAGAAGAUUUUUCAACAGUAUUGUUCUUUCUCGACAUCAAAGGAUUCCUUAACAAAGACACGACGUGGGCAUUGAAUGGACUUAUCUUAGCUACAGAACAAAUCCCUAUUACCAURAGUUUUGACACUAUACAUCCUUCAUCGAUAAUACCAGACGAAGGAUGCGAUAACGAACGAGAACCAUUGAGGUUGUCUUCCGAAAAGAAUAUGACGAAGGUAUCGAACGGCAAUAAUAUUCCUUUCAUCACAAUCGACCAUAAUACGGGAGGGAUCCUUUCUAUUGACUGGAACGGAACACCAAUUUUAGCUGGUCCAGUCAUUCCGAAUUUUAUGAGAGCUGCUACGGACAACGAUAGGGGAGGGGCGGAACUGGUUCUCRAGUUUUUGCUACUGAAACGGUUUACACCAAUCUUUCGACUUCUAUUCGGUCAUGAAGGAUUCUCCUAUGAGAUGAAUUGGAGACGAUGCGGCCUCAGCCUAGAUUCACCUCCGSUCAUUGUCUGUGACAGUAUUCGGGUCGUAGAGGAGCUUGAUGAUCUUGUGCAGAUAGAAGCAUUGGUUUCCAUUUUAUCAAAGGAAUCAGGGAAGACAAUCAUUGAGCAGGUCUGGACUUACGAGAUCUACCGAGACGGAAGAAUUUCCCUCGCCAGCAAAGUAAAACCAGUUGCUCGUGUGCCGUUUCUACCAAGGGUCGGAUUUUCGUUUCGCUUGAAUCCAUCCUUUCACGCAGUCCAAUAUUUUGGUAGAGGACCGCUCGAAAACUAUCCGGACAGAAAAAGUGGAUCGAAUGUUGGCUGGUGGAAAACAUCGGUGUCAAAUAURGGAUACGACUACAUCGUGCCGUCUGAGAACGGAAGUAGAUCAGAUUGUCGACAAAUCUGCUUCGAAUCUGGUAAAGAUGGUGGCAUCACUGUACUUGCUGAUUCUCGUACUACCUUUAGUUUCAGUGCACUACUCCAUAGUGCGACUGAGAUCCACCAUGCAUCCCAUACUUGCGACUUAGAUCGGCGCACGGAUGGAAAGCACCCCAUCUUCGUCAGCAUAGAUCAUCAACUGAUGGGGUUGGGCGGUGAUGAUAGCUGGUCUCCCUGUGUGUAUCCAGACUUUCUUGUKAAGGGUGACCGAGAGUACAGCUACAAAGUAUGGUUUGUCAGCAUUCCUCCAGGAGCAAAAGGCUGAUGGUUUGUUUGUCAAUAAAGCAGAGUUUUGAUGCUGUUGYAGACUAGAUAAAUCGUAAAUAUGAAA
Messenger RNA from Pseudo-nitzschia multistriata, 4447 nucleotides. Lineage: Eukaryota; Bacillariophyta; Bacillariophyceae; Bacillariales; Bacillariaceae. The record is from the annotation of a GenBank genome assembly.